Messenger RNA from Manacus vitellinus (golden-collared manakin), 822 nucleotides. RefSeq names its product keratin-associated protein 19-2-like. The transcript is spliced from 2 exons. The record is from RefSeq and is a predicted model, not a curated record. The coding region runs from base 289 to 699 and encodes 136 amino acids. NCBI's taxonomy places the organism in Eukaryota, Metazoa, Chordata, Aves, Passeriformes, Pipridae.
AAAGCCGAGCCCGUGCCUUUGGUCCCCAACUUGUUGCACCACAGGAUGCCAAAGCCAAGCCAACAGAGCAGCCACAAGGCGAUUGCGCAACGGGCAAUGGUCUAAACGUCUCCCCAAAUUAUUGCCAGCCCUCCAAGCACAGGGAAUUGCCUGCAAUUUUCCCAGAGAUUCUCCUCAUUUCGAGAUUAAAGAAAUUCUGGAGGUGUUACGUACGUGUCCCGACGCCAAGCUCGGCAAAUAUGAAAAUCGGUGACUCCGCCGACGUCAACUGGAGGGACAAAGGGUCUGAUGAGAUAUCCUGGACAACUCUGGAGCUCGGGAGGGUAUAAAUACGGACCUCCGAGCCCAGAACUGUAUUCACUCCUCUCAGCCACUCAACUGCUCCCCUCGGUGAACCGGGCUCACCAACAUCAACAAACGAUGACCUUCUACAGGGACUUCUGCGACGACGGGUGCUACUCCCAGUUUGGGUACGACGACCUCUACGGCUUCAGAUUUGGGAGGCCCUUCAGCUACUCCUUGGACCAGUUCCGAUAUGGGAGCCCCUACGGCUACAGAGGCUUUGGGAGCCUGUUUGGGAACAGGGGCUUCCUUGGCUACGGGGGCUAUUACGGGUACGGGGACCUGUCCGGGUUGGGGUACGGAUACGGGAGUGGGUACGGAUACCCCUUCUCUCGCUUCGGGGGCAGGUUCUUCUGAAGCAGGAACAGCAACCAAGGACUGAAAUGCAGGACACGGACUCACGGCUGAUUUCUGGGGCUGAGAACGCCCAGUGCCCACCCCCUGGCUGAGUUCAGGGGGACACGUGGGUGCCAGGCUGCC